AUGCGACAUUCAUUGAGGUUGGCCCCAUGCCUUGUGUUGGCUUGUGCUGCAUCAGGUGCAUGGGCGCGCAAGCGAUCAUUCAACAUAUACGAUGAUAUCUUGGCCUAUCCACAGUUCCAAGUGCAAUACCCCGAAGAAUAUAUCCUCUAUUCUCAAGCCGAAGAACUACUCCGGAUACAGCUCGAUUCAGAGCGUGAUGAACCACCCCAUGCCCAGAAAGACCCUCAAAUCUACACAGGCAAGGAUCAUGCCGAUGACGAUGCCACCCGAGACGGCGAAAAGCUGAAAUCACCGACGUUUACAUAUGAAGAAAUGAUUCUGGAUGAUCGACGACUCCUCUGCCAAAUACCACAGGUGGAGAAAGAUAAGGUGAACUCAACAGCCGGCCAAAAACCUAGCGAGGCAGACGAGCAAAAGGAGCUGGCACGCGCAACAGACCGAGGUCUUGAGCUUCUACGGGAGAUGGAAGGCAAAUGCAUGUACUAUUUCUCGGGCUGGUGGUCAUACUCUUUUUGUUACCAACAGCAGAUCAAGCAGUUUCAUGCUCUGCCUGCCAGUCGGGGGGCUCCUUCUUACCCACCUGCGGAGGAUCCUCAUUCGCAUUCCUUUAUUUUGGGGCAAUUCCCUGCCGACAAGCCAGACAAAGAACAGGACAGUUCGGAGCAACGGACGGCGCCCAAAACUGAUAUUGCAGAGCUACACACCAAAGGUGGCUCGCGGUACCUCGUACAACACCUACAGGGUGGCACCAAAUGCGAUCUUACAGGCCGUGAGCGCCGGGUGGAGGUGCAAUUCCACUGUCACCCGCAGUCAACGGAUCAAAUUGGCUGGAUCAAGGAGCUCACUACCUGCUCAUACCUAAUGGUUAUCUACACCCCCCGCCUUUGCGAUGAUGUUGCCUUCAUGUCACCACAGCAGGACGAAGUCCACAAUAUUGAAUGUCGUGAGAUCCUCAUGCCCGAGGAUGUCCCUCAGUGGGAGGACGCGAAACAGUGGUAUUUAGCCCAGCGAUUGGUUGAAGAAGCCACAGCCCAGUCAGAGGUUCAGAUUGUGGGUGGAAUUGUAGUUGGCGGUCGCCAGCUUGUUGGCAUGGACGGCAAGCAGCUUGAAAAAGGCCGCGUGGCUUCAGCUGGCGAGACGCAUGUUGAGGUGGUAGCAAAGCGAGAGAAUGGCGAGGUGAAGCAAAUUUCCAAGCAAGCGUUGAAGAAAUACGACCUCGACCUGGAAAAACUCGAUGACAUCAAACAACAACUUGAGGAGAUCUCCGAGGGCAGUGACUGGGUCCUCGAGGCUGUGGAGGUUAACGGGGCUAUCACUUUCAAGGGCCGAUUGGAAGGGAACGAGCAAGAGGCCGAUCCAGACUCUGAGCAUGAACAGCAGAGCAAAAAGGUCCAAACUACCCCAGCGAAGGAUGCCACAUCCCAAAAGCGCUCGCAAGAAUCGAAAUCUGGAGAUGAAAGCGAACACGGUCAACCGAUCAAGUCUGAGGAGCCUGGAAAUUCAGCAGGCAGCGAGGAAACAUUCAAGGACGAACUGUGA
Molecule: messenger RNA, 1539 nt
Organism: Penicillium pulvis
Lineage: Eukaryota; Fungi; Ascomycota; Eurotiomycetes; Eurotiales; Aspergillaceae
Product: PRKCSH domain-containing protein
Exons: 2
Coding region: 1-1539 (512 amino acids)
Biological process (GO): retrograde protein transport, ER to cytosol; endoplasmic reticulum unfolded protein response
Cellular component (GO): endoplasmic reticulum lumen
Source: RefSeq, a predicted model, not a curated record